UGCGGUAUUCGACUUGUUAUGCGCGACGAACGGUCACGCCACGUUUUUUUGUCCCUUCGCCUGUUUUAUUAGGCGAAUUUCUCUUUCAGGUUCUACGCGCCUGUGUCAUUCGACGUGCCGAAAUCAUGUCUAGAUACAGUCAGAGACCCGAGAACGCGUUAAAACGCGCCAAUGAAUUCUUGGAGGUCGGAAGGCCUGGCAGGGCCCUCGACACCCUGUAUGAGGUGUUCAGGAACAAAAAAUGGGCUUAUAACUGGAGUGAGAGCGUUCUGGAACCAAUUAUGUUCAAGUAUCUGGAGCUGUGUGUCGAUCUUAAGAAGUCGCAUAUUGCUAAAGAGGGUUUGUUUCAGUACAGAAACAUGUUCCAAUCUGUCAAUGUUGGAUCUUUGGAGAAUGUCAUACGCGGUUACUUAAGAAGCGCUGAAGAGCGGACAGAGGCUGCCAGAGAACAAUCACAACAGGCUGUUGUUGAUAUUGACGACUUGGAUAAUUUGGCUACUCCAGAAAGUAUACUUUUAAGUGCGGUCAGUGGAGAAGAUGCCCAAGACCGUAGUGACAGAACUAUAUUAACACCAUGGGUUAAAUUUUUAUGGGAGUCCUACUGUCAAUGUUUGGAACUUUUGAGAACUAAUGCUCAUGUGGAAACUUUGUAUCAUGAUAUAGCUAAAAUGGCUUAUCAAUUUUGUUUAAAAUACAAUCGUAAAACAGAGUUUAGAAAGCUAUGUGAUAAACUACGUAAACAUCUUGAAGAUAUUGCUAAAUUACCUCCACAAACUGUUAAUGUUAGCCUUUCAAACCCAGAAACACAACAAUAUAAUUUAGAAACUCGCUUAUGUCAAUUAGAUUAUGCUAUUCAGAUGGAAUUAUGGCAGGAAGCAUAUAAAGCAACUGAAGAUAUCCAUAAUUUAAUGUCAUUGGCUAAGAAGUCUCCUGUUCCAAAAACUAUGGCAAAUUAUUAUCAAAAAUUAGCUAUGGUAUUUUGGAAGGCUGGUUAUAAUUUAUUCCAUGCUGCAGCCCUAUUGAAGCUUUUCCAACUCAGCAAAGAAAUGAAGAAAAAUAUUACUGCUGAAGAACUUCAAAAAAUGGCUUCUCGAGUUUUGUUGGCUACUUUAGCUGUACCAUUACCAUCUGCCCAUCCUGAAUUUGAUCGCUUUAUCGAAACUGAUAAAAGUCCUUAUGAAAAAGCACAAAAACUUGCUAUUUUAUUAAGUCUUCCUGCUCCACCUACAAGGAUUUCUCUCAUGAAAGAAGUUGUUCGUCACAAUGUUGUAACUUUAGCAUCUGAAGAUUUACGUAAUCUUUACAUGUGGUUAGAAGUUGAUUUUCAACCUUUAGAACUAUGCAAACGUGUUGAGACUGUAACUGAUCCACUUAUUGGUAGUGGAAGCGAAUUGGAAGGAUAUGUUGCUCCUGUACGUGAAGUUACAUUGGCUCGAUUAAUUCGACAACUUUCUCAAAUUUAUGAAACACUUGAAUACAAACGACUUUUAGAAUUAGCAUCUUACUGCAAGCCUUUCCAUAUGGAACGUGUGUUAGUUGAUUUAGUUCGUCAUAACGAUAUGCAGAUUAGGAUUGAUCAUGGAAAGGGAUGUAUUCAAUUUGGAAUGGACCUGUCAGAAUCAGAUGAAUGUAAACAAAUUCAUCAAUCUCUUAUUAGACAUCAUCAUGAAACCAAAGACAAAGAACAUCAAAGGAUUUUGGCCCGCCACAAAAUAAUUGAAGAUCGUAAAGAAUAUUUAGAAAGAUUGAAUACUGUUCGAGAAGAAGAAGAGGCUCGUCGAGCUGAUGAAAUUGCUAGAGCUGCCGCCGCAGCCGAAGCAAGACGAUUAGAUGCUGAACGUGAAGAAAGGGAAAAAAGACGCCAAGAAUCUGAACUACAAGCUAUUAAAGAUAGGAAUUUCAAAGAAAAAAUGCAACAAAUAUCUCUAACAGCUCAUGGCCAAAAAGUUUUGAAAAAACUAAAUGAAGAUGCCCUAAAAAACAUGGAUGCUGAUGAAAUUGCUGCUAAAGAAGCUGAAGAAUUGGCAAAGGAAAGAGCAGAAUUGGUACAAAAAUUAAAAAAUCGCAGAAAACAAAUGGAUUACUUUGAAAGAGCAAAACGAUUAGAAGAAAUCCCCUUAUUAGAACAAGCAUGGAAAGAAAAACAAAUUCACGAUAAAAAGUUCUGGGAACUUCAAGAAGCUGAACGUAUUCAGUUAGCCAAUCAGGAACGAAAAUUAGCAGAACAAAACCGUGAAAGGUUGGCUAGAAUGAAACCAGACAUGGACAUAUUCCUAGGAGAAAUGAAGGAACGUCGUACGGCCGAGUUCCAAGUCAAAUUGGCCAUAUUUGAAGAAGAGUUAGUUGAUAUUCGUAAAGAACGGUUGGCAAUAAGAAAAGAAGAAAGGAGGAUAGCAUUGAUUAAACAGCGUGAAGAGGAAAAGAGACGUAAAGAAGAAGAAGAAUGGUUGCGUAAGGAAGAAGAAAGGAAGAAAAAAGAAGAAGAAGAAAGAAAGAAAAAAGAAGAAGAAGAGCGUUUGGCUAAUUUGGCUCGACAAGAACAACUUGAAAGACAAGCUGAAAUUCAACGUAAAAAAGAAGAAGAAGUACAACGAAAAUUGGAAGAGAAAAAUAAGAGCUUAUCAUCAAAUUCCGCAUCGUCUUCUUGGAGAAAUGUGGAUAAGAACAAAGAUGAAUCAAAAUUAUUUGGCUCUGCACGAGAUAGUAAGGAUAGACGAGAAGGAGGAUUUGGGCGUAAUAGAGAUGAUGGUCCACCAUCAGAACGUCGGUCCUUGUUUAAUAAUAGAGGCAAUGAAGAACGCAAAGGAGGAGUAUUUAGUUCAAGAGACAGUGGUUGGAAUCGUGGUGGUGGUGGUAGUAGUAGUGGUGCUUUUGAUAAAAAUUUCAAAGAUGGUUCGAGAGAUGGAGUCCGUUCCGCUUUUGACAGAGACACUCCUAGAAAGCGAGAAAUACCUUCGUCUAAUGAUCAAGGUGGAGGAAGUUCAUGGCGUACCAUCCGCGCUCAAGACUCCGAGGAUAAACGAAAGGCAGCCAAGUGAUUUUAAAAUGACUGUUAAUAAAAUUCAUCUUCAUUUUUUUUUUCUAAAUCUGAUAUAUUCAUAUUUA
Molecule: messenger RNA, 3105 nt
Organism: Melanaphis sacchari
Lineage: Eukaryota; Metazoa; Arthropoda; Insecta; Hemiptera; Aphididae
Gene: eIF3a
Product: eukaryotic translation initiation factor 3 subunit A
Exons: 15
Coding region: 126-3038 (970 amino acids)
Biological process (GO): translation reinitiation; formation of cytoplasmic translation initiation complex
Cellular component (GO): eukaryotic translation initiation factor 3 complex, eIF3m; eukaryotic translation initiation factor 3 complex, eIF3e; multi-eIF complex
Molecular function (GO): mRNA binding; translation initiation factor activity
Source: RefSeq, a predicted model, not a curated record